Messenger RNA from Galeopterus variegatus (Sunda flying lemur), 2303 nucleotides. RefSeq names its product ring finger protein 115 (gene RNF115). Bases 252 to 1169 code for a protein of 305 amino acids. Lineage: Eukaryota; Metazoa; Chordata; Mammalia; Dermoptera; Cynocephalidae. The record is from RefSeq and is a predicted model, not a curated record. Gene Ontology annotation, molecular function: ubiquitin protein ligase activity. The transcript has 9 exons. Gene Ontology annotation, cellular component: cytoplasm; nucleoplasm. Gene Ontology annotation, biological process: positive regulation of DNA-templated transcription; protein ubiquitination; ubiquitin-dependent protein catabolic process.
GGAGCCGGCGGUCGGGCCGCUGCGAGCGGGCUUUCCUUACUGCGCCUGUUUGGUGCCGGGAGGCGGGCUGUUGCCGCUCUGGGCCCGGCUCACUCACGUGACCGACGCGAGCUCUGGAGCGACUGGCCGCACUGAGGCGGCGGCGGAGGCAGCGGCGGCGGCAGCGGCGGAGCGGUGACCGCGGCCGGGGAGGUAGCGGCCUGGCGAGCGAAGGGCCGGCUGCCCUCGGACAGCCACGGCGGAGGAGAAAAAUGGCGGAGGCUUCGGCGGCCGGGGCGGACGCGGGUGCCGCUGUAGCCGCGCACCGGUUUUUCUGCCACUUUUGUAAGGGCGAGGUCAGCCCCAAACUACCGGAAUAUAUUUGUCCUAGAUGUGAAUCUGGCUUCAUUGAAGAAGUGACAGAUGAUUCCAGUUUUUUAGGUGGUGGUGGCAGCCGGGUAGACAAUAGCACAUCAACACAUUUUGCAGAGCUCUGGGACCAUUUGGAUCACACAAUGUUUUUCCAAGAUUUUAGACCAUUUCUAAGUAGCAGUCCACUGGACCAAGAUAAUAGAGCCAGUGAGAGGGGUCUUCAAACUCACACUGACUUCUGGGGACCAAGUCGGCCUCCACGGCUGCCAGUGACUCGGAGAUACAGAUCUCGAGGAAGUACUCGUCCUGACAGAUCUCCAGCUAUUGAAGGAAUAAUACAACAGAUUCUUGCAGGAUUCUUUGCAAAUCCUGCAAUUCCUGGACCCCCACACCCUUUUUCCUGGAGCGGGAUGCUGCACUCCAACCCUGGGGACUAUGCCUGGGGUCAGACAGGGCUUGAUGCCAUUGUAACCCAGCUUUUAGGACAACUGGAAAACACAGGGCCUCCCCCAGCUGACAAGGAAAAGAUUACAUCACUUCCAACAGUGACAGUAACUCAGGAACAAGUUGAUAUGGGUUUAGAGUGUCCAGUAUGCAAAGAAGAUUACACAGUUGAAGAGGAAGUCCGGCAGUUACCCUGCAAUCACUUCUUUCACAGCAGUUGUAUUGUGCCAUGGUUAGAACUGCAUGACACAUGUCCUGUAUGUAGGAAGAGCUUAAGUGGUGAGGACUCUACUCGGCAAACCCAAAGCUCUGAGGCCUCUGCAAGCAACAGAUUUAGCAGUGACAGCCCGCUACACGACCGAUGGACUUUCUGAAGCUAAAGACCGCACCUGAACCAGGGCUGUGGUAGUCUUCUUACCAUAGCUGUAAAUUGUAUCAGAACAAAAAAAUAGUAGCUGGAUUUAGGAAUCACAUAAGACACCCCAACCCAUAAUAUUAAUGCAAUGAGUGUUUUUCUUCUCUAAAUUUAAAGUUAGUAUCUAUAGAUGGAAUUAUAUCUGCAACCAAAUGUCUCUUAUUCCUGAAUUGAGAGUGAUAAUUUUAACAUGUAAGACUUAAUUAUGUGGGUUUCCCCCCACCUGAGUAGAAUCAGUUCCUUAAAGUUUACCUAGGGCCCUGCUAUCUGUCCUGUUGCCUUGUAAUGGAUGUUUCCACCUCCUUCUCUAAACUCUACCCCACCAUUAGUGUAUUUUACAGUAAAUACAGUGGAACCAGAACCCUAGCGUCCUGCUGAUACAAAGUCCUAUUGUCCUAAUUGUACAAAAGCAUCUACUCUUGACCACAUUAGCUUUGAGGUGAGAUCAGAUUAAUUCAGGAAUCUGAGACUAAUGAUUUUGUUUUAUCUUGAUCCUCAGAGAGCAAAUCAAAAAAAAUUUAUAGUGGGAAGGAAAAAGUGGCUUAUCAUUGUACACUUUGGUUUUCUCAUUUUAAUUUUUGAAAACUGCUUCAGGAGAUGCUGUUUCUCCAGAAACCAACAUGACAUGUCUUAGGAAUCUUAUAUUAGUAAGAAUCUGAUUCUGGUUCUUUAUUGGGAAUGAGUUUGGCAGCAUACAGACACAGAAAAACAGAUGUUUGAAAUCUUUGGUUCUGAAAUUUUUUAAUGAUCCCCGUUUCAUUGUUUACUGUCUUUUGUCCUAGGGAUCUUAAAAUAAUUUCCCUCAAAGAAAUAGGAUUAUUUCAUUACUGCCUCUAAAGCCAAUUCACUGUUUUUGGUAAUUCAUUGGUCUUCAGGAAUUGAGAUUUCAUAUCAUCUUGUUUUAAUUUUUUUAGGCUUGUUUUUCAUCUCUGAACUUUUCCUGUUCUGCUGGUUCUAACUAUACUCAGAGUCAAACUGACUAAUGUGAUCAUGCCCCAAACUUUUAUGUUUUCAGCCUAACAGUGUCCCAUGCAUGUGCUCUUUGGAGCAUUUAAGUGUUUAAAGUUUAAUAAAUGAAGAAGGUAAAAAAUGU